AUUGUGGGAGUAGCGGAAGUCGAGGAAGUUGUACAAUAGAUUGGAAGUGUUGAGGCUAGCGGCAGUGAGAGUGGAGCAGGAGGCACACGAGGUGUUCAAAGCGUUAAAUUAAACUCCAUGAAUAGAGUUAGAGAUAGUCUUCAAGGAAGACAGGAUUUCCGAGCGGAACACCAACUCCUAAAUACUGUGCUGCACGAGAUCUUACGAACAAAAACACUUCAUUAUGCAGUCGGACUGCAGGCUAGAAUGGCCACAUUGGGAAUGGUGAGGACAGGACCCAGCGGGGCCGGAGCAUUCUUCAUCAUCAUCAUCUUCAGCACUGGAGCCAGUCGAGCUCAGAAAGGGGAUGGCUGCGGUAACACCUUUCUGGGUCCCAGCAGCGGCACACUGUCCUCUAUCAACUACCCCCAGACAUACCCCAACCACACAGUAUGUGAGUGGGAGAUCCGAGUGCCCCCCCAGAAGAGGGUCCACUUCAAAUUUGCAGACUUUGACAUUGAGGACUCAGACUGCCACUUCAACUAUCUGAGGAUCUACAAUGGCAUUGGGACCAGCCGAGCUGAGAUUGUGAAGUACUGUGGACUAGGCCUGCAGGUUCCUGAGCUAAUCCAAUCCAGUGGGAAUGAGGUCACAGUCCAGUUCAUGAGUGGGGUACACAAGUCUGGUCGUGGCUUCUUCCUGUCCUACUCGACAACUGAGCACACAGAUCUGAUCACUUGUCUUGACAAAGGAGUCAAUUUCACAGAGCCAGAGUUCAGUAAAUUCUGUCCUGCUGGGUGCCAGGCAGUCUUUGGAGAGAUUUCAGGAACAAUCCCUCAUGGAUACAGAGAUUCCUCCUCUGUGUGCCUGGCUGCCAUACACGCAGGGGUGGUGUCCAACACCCUGGGAGGCCAAAUCAAUGUGGUUGCCAGCAAAGGCAUCCCGUACUACGAAAGAACACUGGCCAACAACGUCACUUCCACCAGUGGCCUUCUAUCCAACAGCCUCUUUACUUUCAAAACAAGUGGCUGCUAUGGCACUCUGGGGUUGAAGGCAGGUGUGGUCCGGGAGUCCCAGAUCUCUGCCUCCUCUGUAUGGGAAUGGAGUGAUGCGAUUGGCCAACCCAGCGUGUGGGGGCCUCCAGGAGCCAGGCUGAAGAAGGCAGGGCUCCCCUGGGCUGCUGCCCACAGUGACCAGCAUCAGUGGCUCCAGGUGGACCUGAAGAGGGAGAUGAGGAUCACAGGAAUCACCACCACUGGCUCCACCCUCAUGGAAUUCCCCUUCUAUGUGUCUGUAUACCGCAUUCUGUACAGCCAGGACGGCCAGAACUGGAAACCUUUCAGGGAACCGGACAUCGACAGGGACAAGGUUUUCCAAGGCAACACUAAUUAUCUGCAGGAAGUGCGUAAUAACUUCAUCCCACCGAUUGAGGCGAGGUUUUUGCGCGUGAGCCCCACACACUGGCAGCAGCGCAUCGCCAUGAAGCUGGAGCUGCUGGGCUGCCUGCCACAGAUAAGUGAGGGGCCUGCCAGGCGAGGGCCACAGACAGUGAGGCCCCGAAUCUUCCUUCCAUCACCCCCUAAACUGAGCACCGACCCCCCACUUCAAAGUGACAAAACCACGCUCACUCCAGAUAUCCGCAACACCACCAUGACCCCCAGUGGCAACAAAGAUGUGGCGUUGGCUGCUGUGCUGGUGCCCUCUCUGGCCAUGGCCCUGACUGCUCUCAUCCUGGCCCUGAUCUGCACCUGGCACUGGAAGAACAGGAAGAAGAGCAUGGAGGGAGUCUAUGACCUGCCGCAGUGGGAUCGUGCAGGUUGGUGGAAGGGAGUGAAGCAGCUCUUGCCCUCUAAGAUGGCGGAGGGGGAGGAGUCUGUGGUGCGGUACAGCAGCACUGAAGUGGCUCGGCUCAGGGGGGGAGAGAGCGCCCCUGUGCUACAGACUGAACCUGCAGAUGAAUCUUGUUCAACUUCUGCAGAGUACGCACAGCCCUUGGUCAGCGGGGCUGUGGGCACCCUGGGCCAGCGGUACCCUGAUUCUGACCAAUACGACGCACCACAGACAGAUAUAUACCAUGCCUACGCUGAGCCCCUACCAGCUUCCGGAGCGGAGUACGCCACACCAAUCGUUUUGGACGUUGCCAGCUACCCUGCCAGUGGGCCUAUGGGACAGCAACUAUCCAUUUCCUCCUUCAAGGGACGUGGCCCUGCCCCACUCCUGGCCAGGACAGAUGGCAACCAGUCAGGGGCAUGUCCGCAGUAUGACACACCCAAAAAUAUGCUGGGACAGGCCCCACCCACAGAGGAGCUGGUAUACCAGGUUCCACAGAACUGUGCCCAAAAGGGAUCUGAAAUCAGCUGAGGGGAACCUGCAAGGCGAUGGUUAAUUCAUGCAUGGGGUGAAGCUGUGCACAAUAACACCUAUCCCUCGAUCUGGAUAGGGAGGACCGUACGCUAAGGCGUAGAAUGUAGGGAUUUGGAGGGGGUACACGCAGGCCCCCAAACACAGAGCCUGCUGGGCUCCUGCACACACACAGCCUUAUUUAUGGUUUGAUAUAAAUAUGAAUUAUGUUUAUGAUAUGCCCACAUGUGCACAGUGUCAGUCUUUUAGGAUGUAGUGCCAUUCCAGUUCCAUCACUGAAACACAAGUUGUGAAUGUUCAUCACUAGAGCGCUCACUGCCAAGCACCAUCUUGGUUGUUCUUAUUGUGUGUUUGUUUUUGUUCAAUGUCAAACUGUGAGUAUCUUUGAGAAUUCUGACUCUCACACACAAACAUCCACCAAACAUGCUUUCUCUUUCUUUUUUUCAUCUCCUGCCCUCUGUUACAUCAUUGAGAAUGUUCAUCUGCAUUAGAUGCUCGAGUUUUGAAUGGAUGUUUACACUAAUGCAUAACUGAGACCAUGACAUUCAUUUUACAACUAUCUAAUUUUCUUGCCCCAAAUCAUUUGACAUUUAUGUUAAAGGCAUAAUAUGCAGGAUUUUUUACUUGAAAAUAUUAUAAAAUAACCAUGCUAACUCCUAGAUCUAUGAUGCACUGGCAAUCUCUGUCUUUACACACUUUCACCAAAUUUGUGCCCCUUUACCUGUAUUUGUUAUUCUAAAAUGUGUUCAGGGCAUUUUUGGGUGUGGUGCUCUUUUCUGUGUGGGGAGGGGUGGGUGUGGUUACAGAGCCUGUGGUUUGGGAUCAGAUUUCAACAGCGUGUUUGUUGCUAUAGCUAGCUAGCUAGCUGCUGUAAUGGCCCACAUACAGCGAAGCAAAAAGACAAGUCCACUGGGCUCGUUGAAGAACUAGAGUUACUGUAACCUUGCUUUUUCUCUGUAGCAUCAUAUAAAGUUUUCCAAGUGGAUGAGAAGUGACGCGGUGCUGGGUUGUUUUCUGUUGGACCUGUAAGUAACGUUACCUCUUACCUAUGCAGGGUUGCCAGAUAUCUGGUUUUUGACCAGAAUGUCCAGUUUUCAAAUAAUUUGUGGUCUUGACCGGACAAUGUAGCCUAACAUCCGGUCCAGGUGACUGAAGGGAGAAAUUUAACGGUAGUUUCUAAUGAAUUUGUGUGUUUCGACGGGUAAUUGGGCGUGAGUGCCAGAGGAGAGGAAACUUCUUUGAUAAACACAGGCUAAUAAAUCCUGCAUCGUCUGCCUUUACGAAGACAUGUCCUGACUUCUCCUAACAGGUCCUGGCUAUUUUUAUUCAUCUGUGUCCUUUGGUUACUGGAAGCCACAUAUCCAGCUAUUUACCUUUUAUUGAUUAUUUAUGUUUAUUUUCAUUUUUUUACACACCACCACUACUGAAUUCAGAACUGGCUUCACAGUAGACUAGGCUUGUUGUCAUGGUAAGAAAUGCAGUUGCCAGGAAAAUGGUUGCACACAUUGCCCUGAAUGUUUCACCUAAUGUUUUUGUGCCAAUAAAAUUAAUCAUUCACUUGAGUGUCAUGAGUAUCAAAACAAGAACAUUUAUUAAUUUGUGUGCCAAAUAAAAUUGAUAGGUGCAUGUAAUGAAAGCUAAUCCACACUGUUUCAGUGUUUCCUAUCCCUGUAGUGGAGUUGACACCCAAUCAUUUUAUAAUGGCAGUUUUGCUUAUCUACAACCUUAAAAAGUGCAGGCUUACAAACAGAAGCCUUGCCAAAGGCUCAGUAUUAAAUAAAAUAUGCAACAGAGUUAUAAAUAAUAUGCAUGUAAAAAUGCACCCAUCUUGUGUAUGUUGGUAUUAAUUUGUACUUUUCACAAUUAGAUGCAGAAAUAAUAACAACCAAAUUUCCAGUCAGUAAAUCAGUGUGUGAUAUCUAUGGCUAAUAUAGACUUGAGUUUUCUAGUGCAGAAAAACUGGAUCUUUUCAUUUUAGUUGUCAGUUAUGGAUAUUUAUUGUAUGGCACAUAGAAUGUGGAGGAUUGAUUUCAGUAAUAAGAGUGGCCUUGACUAGUUAAAAAAACAACUUUCAACUCUUUCUUCCUUUUCUGUUUUCAGUCUCCACACCUCCACACCAUGCAAAACAUUUUAUGCAUUGUGCUGUUGCGUCCAGCGCCCCUAGUUGCAUCCCUGUGAGCAUCAAGCUGUGGAUUAUGGUGGUUCCCAAACUGUGGCUCAUGGAUGGGAUUUAAGUGCGUCACAAGAAUACAGAUGACAUACUUUCACAUUAACACCAGCCAAAUAAACACUAGACUUGCUGCAUGCACUGCACUGGUUACAGUGUUGUCGCGGUUGUUCUGAAGUAACAUUUAAAUCCAUAUUUUAAUUACUUAUCUGCUGUUUAGUAACAGGUGUGUCACAGAAAGCGCAUCUCAUUAUUUGGUUAUGAGCCCAGUAAGUUUGGGGACCACUUGUUUGUAGGACAAGGUGCAGAUGUAGGGGAACGUCUUGAUUUUUUGUGCAUAAGGGGGAAGAGGAGCACAGAACGUACCUCAUGUUACCUUGGCAUGUGUUGUAGUCACUCUGUGUUUGCGUUUGUUGGUAGAAUCAUUAGAUUGUAUGGAGAAUAAAAGAUCAUAGUCAUUUUGAGAAUUUGUUUUAAUAAAAGUUUUAAGGAGAUU
Messenger RNA from Anguilla anguilla (European eel), 5003 nucleotides. It is a transcript of the gene dcbld2, whose product is annotated as discoidin, CUB and LCCL domain containing 2. The coding region runs from base 118 to 2340 and encodes 740 amino acids. The record is from RefSeq and is a predicted model, not a curated record. The transcript is spliced from 15 exons. Lineage: Eukaryota; Metazoa; Chordata; Actinopteri; Anguilliformes; Anguillidae.